CGCGGCCGGAGGAAUGGGCACUGCGCGGCGCGCGGCCCGGAGCCGCAGGGGCAGGGACGGGCCGGCGCCCACCCCGUGCGUCCAGGCCGAGUGCUUCGACCCGCUGGUGCGGCACUGCGUGGCCUGCAGGCUGCUCCGCACGCCCGAGCCGGGACGCGUGUCGCCUCCCUCCGACCCUCGGCCGUCCCCUCCCUCUGCUCCCCGCCCUCCCUCACCGUCCCCUCCACCAGCAUCCGCGGCCAGCAGCCAGGCGCCGGGGACGGCGCUGCAACCGCAGGAGUCGGUGGGCGCGGGAACCGGGCCCCAGGCCGUGCUGCCCCUGCCCGGGCUGCUCUUCGGCGCCCCCGCGCUGCUGGGCCUGGCGCUGGCCCUGGCCCUGGUGGCCCUGGUGAGCUGGAGGUGGAGGAACCUGCGCAGCACAGCAUCCUCCAAGGCCCCAGCCGGAGGCCAGGACGAGCCCCUGGACAACAUCUUUGUCCCCUCUUCACGAACCCUUGAUGCCUCAGCUCCUGUCUGGCCUCUACCCAGAGAAGAUUCAGAUACCACCCCACCAGGCCACAGUGUCCCUGUGCCGGCCACAGAACUGGGCUCCACUGAGCUAGUGACCACCAAGACUGCAGGUCCUGAGCAGCAGUAGCAGUGCAGGGGCAGGCGGGGGCUCCGCCCUGCUUCUUGAAAACUGAAUUCAGCUCUUCACCCCAGUGCUACCACCCUUUGCUUGGGUGCCACACUGCUCUCAGCUGACCGCUGCAAAACCAUAGGCCCUUCCGGGCACAGUGUGGCUCCAGCCAGCUUGCAGUUGCUUGUGUGAACACUUCUGACGGUCUUGAGGACUGUGUGGCGCUCCUGUGUUUUUGAAGGGCUUCGUGUGCCAUGGUUUAGCUAUGGUUUCAGUGUGUCUCCUAAGGCUUCAUGUGUCGAAGUUUAACCCUUGUUGUGAGGUAUUAGAAGGCUGAAAAUUUAAUCUCACUUUGGGGUUCAGAGGUGGGACCUUUGGGGGUGACUAGGACUAGACAAGGUCAUCAGGAUGGAGCUCCCAUGAUUGAACACUGGUGACUUUUGUAAGGAGAGAGACCAGAAAAGACAUACCCUGUGUCUUGCCAAGUGAUUCCUGUGCCACUUUGGACUUUGCCAGCAAGAAGGCCAUACCAGAUGUGGGCCCUUGAACCUUUAGAACUGUGAGCUAAAUAAAUCUCUUCUUU
Molecule: messenger RNA, 1202 nt
Organism: Castor canadensis (American beaver)
Lineage: Eukaryota; Metazoa; Chordata; Mammalia; Rodentia; Castoridae
Gene: Tnfrsf13c
Product: TNF receptor superfamily member 13C
Biological process (GO): tumor necrosis factor-mediated signaling pathway; B cell costimulation; T cell costimulation
Cellular component (GO): external side of plasma membrane
Molecular function (GO): signaling receptor activity
Source: RefSeq, a predicted model, not a curated record